UGGCUUGAGACAAGAUGCUUGCUGGCCGGUGCUGUGCCUCCGCACGUUUGGAAGUUAGGGGCUGGAGGGGCCUGGUCCGGUUACAGCUUUCGCCCCUUUUUCUACCAGCCCUUCCUCCAGGUCUGUCCACACUUUGCAGCCUCCCGUCGCCACCCGGGCCGCCGCUGGAACUCACGGUCUCACGAAGUACCCUUAAAGAAGAGGCCCUCAGAAGGUUCUCUUAAGAAGAUAAAGAAAGUAGUGGAAACGAGUCUCCUGAGCUUUUCUGGCCCUAAAUGGCUGCAGAAUCAAGGAAGUCUUUAGCUCCAUCCCCACCAGACCAGGCUCCUGAAGAGGACCUUGUAAUCAUCAAGGUAGAGGAAGAUCAUGGUUGGGACCAGGAAUCAAGUCUACAUGAAAGUAACCCUCCUGGGCAAGAGCUAUUCCGCCUGCGCUUCAGGAAGUUAUGCUACCAAGAGACACUAGGACCCCGAGAAGCUCUGAUCCAACUCCGAGCACUUUGCCAUCAGUGGCUGAGGCCAGAUUUGAACACCAAGGAGCAGAUCCUGGAGCUGCUGGUGCUGGAGCAGUUCUUGACCAUCCUGCCUGAGGAGCUCCAGACUCUGGUUAAGGAACAUCAGCUGGAGAAUGGAGAGGAAGUGGUGACUCUAUUGGAGGAUUUGGAAAGGCAAAUUGAUAUACUAGGACGGCCAGUCCCUGCUCGUGCACAUGGACAUAGGGUACUCUGGGAGGAGGUCAUGCAUUCCAAAUCUGCACCAGAGCCUGCGGAUACUCAGCUCCAACCUGUGGCAACCCAGCACAAAUCUCCAGUGCUCCAAGGGCCACAAGACAGAGCCAUAUCUGCUUCACAGAGUCCUACCCCUUCCCAGAAAGGAAGUCCUCGAGACCAGGAGAUGACAGCCACACUUCUUACAGCAGGGUUCCAGACUUUGGAGAAGAUUGAAGACAUGGCUGUGUCCCUAAUUCGAGAGGAAUGGCUUCUUGAUUCAUCACAGAAGGAUCUGAGUAGAGAUAGCAGGCCAGAGAAUUACAGAAACAUGUUCUCCCUGGGUGGUGAGACCAGGAAUGAGAACAGGGAAUUAGCUUCAAAACAGGUAAUAUCUGCUGGAAUCCAACCACAUGGAGAGACAGCUGCCAAAUGCAACGGGGAUGUUAUCGGGGGUCUUGAGCAUGGAGAAGCCCGAGACCUUCUGGGCACAUUAGAGAGGCAGCGGGGAAAUCCCACCCAAGAGAGACGACAUAAAUGUGAUGAAUGUGGGAAGAGCUUUGCUCAGAGUUCAGGUCUUGUUCGCCACUGGAGAAUCCACACUGGGGAGAAACCUUAUCAGUGUAAUGUGUGUGGUAAAGCCUUCAGUUACAGGUCAGCCCUUCUUUCCCAUCAGGAUAUCCACAACAAAGUAAAACGCUACCACUGUAAGGAGUGUGGUAAAGCCUUCAGUCAAAACACAGGCCUGAUCCUGCACCAGAGAAUCCAUACUGGGGAGAAGCCGUAUCAGUGCAAUCAGUGUGGAAAGGCUUUCAGUCAGAGUGCGGGCCUUAUUCUGCACCAGAGAAUCCACAGUGGGGAGAGACCCUAUGAAUGUAAUGAGUGUGGGAAAGCUUUCAGUCAUAGCUCACACCUCAUCGGACAUCAGAGAAUCCACACUGGGGAGAAGCCCUAUGAGUGUGAUGAGUGUGGGAAAACCUUCAGGCGGAGCUCACAUCUUAUUGGCCAUCAGAGAAGCCACACUGGGGAGAAACCCUACAAAUGCAAUGAGUGUGGGAGGGCCUUCAGUCAAAAGUCAGGCCUUAUUGAACAUCAGAGAAUCCACACUGGAGAAAGACCCUAUAAAUGUAAAGAAUGUGGGAAAGCUUUCAAUGGGAACACUGGCCUCAUUCAGCAUCUGAGAAUUCACACAGGGGAGAAGCCCUAUCAAUGUAAUGAGUGUGGGAAAGCCUUUAUUCAGAGGUCAAGUCUCAUUCGACAUCAGAGAAUCCACAGUGGAGAAAAAUCUGAAUCCACGGGAGUUUAGGAAAAAACUUUAGUCAUAGAUUGGGCAUUCUUCAACAUUAGAGGAACCAUGUGCUAGUGAGGUCUUUCAGUGUAACAAAAAGGCAGAAAGUUCAGCAUCAUUACAACCUUAUCUAGGGUCAGAAUUGAUAGUGGUGACAAAGUUAGAAUAGCUCUUCAGUAGUUUGGGCCCAGUGCCUUGAUGCAGGUUGAUUAGCUUGACUAUCCUGGGAGGUGUCUGAUGGAGUGGAGCUCCCGAUGGCCUAAGGUAUCCUUUAGAAGCUUAAAGUAGCAUUAGAGCAAGUUGCUUGUGGCUUGAGGCACUUAACUUUGUCUUUUUGGUGAGUAGCUAUAGGUUUGAGAGAGGCUACUCCUCCUAGUUCCUCUGCUUCUUCCCAUCUGUGAUCCCUUCUCCCAUUUAUUCCCCUAAAGGUGCACUUGUGCUCCUAAUCUGAUCUAAGAAGCUGCUUUAGAGUUUGAAGCAGCCUCUGUGUGAGACUUACAUUUAGCUUUCUAAGAUCCUAGUUCUAGGGAAAUUUUUACAGACACCUCAUGUAUUUAUGCUUAAGUGUGCAUUUUAUUUUAUUCUAAUGCUCCUGAUAGAGGAAAUCCAUAUUCCCAUGCAAACUCAGAAUGCUAUAUUUUUAACAGCACUCCAGCAUUUUUCUUCAUAUAUCACCUUCACUGACUCCACUGAGUCAUUGAGCAUCCAUACGUAUCCUUCACCACUCCCAGUCCCAGUACCUGUGUCAGCGAGGAAGUGGACGCAUUAGUGAUGGUUGUGGGAAUGAUGCAGAGAAAGAGACCCAUUUCCAUUGUACGUCAAUAACUGCCUAUACCUAAGACUGAAGACCAAAAAAUUCAACUUUAGGAGGAAGUAUUCCGGAAAAGGGAGGCCCUCAAGAGGAAUCUUACUGAAUUGCAGACUCUCCAAUUAACAAGAAAGCUGCAUCUCAUGAACCACUGAGAGGGAAGCCUCCAGGAUCCCAGAGCGGACCACCAGGUGCCUGGGGCGGGGUUCCGCGGAAGUCGACGUCUCCGAGCCAGUGCGGGCGUCAGACGACCUGUCGGUUCAUCAAAUCACGGUUUUCCAGGAUGGUGGUUUGCAGACAGAGUCGUCUGGGUGGAGCACACCCUUCUGGGAUCAGCACUGAAGUGAUGUCAUAUCCCACCCAGACCAGCACAACUGUGAUUCCUAAGCAAUAAGUGAUGGUGACUCCUGGCCUUACAUAAGGAGUCUGUUUCAAAGCAGAGUUUUCCAGAAGUCUAACACACAAGGGAGAUGUUCAGAAGACUAAGUGGUAACAUCAUCAGGGGCUCCACACUGGACAAGUUCAUGGACUUCUGAAUAAUUUACCCAAGUGGGAGAGGAGCCCCUUUGAGGAUGCACAACUUACAUUGCCUCAAGCCAUGGAGAAUAUCACUCCGAUAAAGAGGCCUAAGAUACCUGGGAGAAUUCACCCCGAAGUUCAUUCCUGUCGAUGCUGUGGGCGUGGGAAAUUCUCCAUUCAGCUUGUGCACAAUUUCCAACUUCAACUGUAAUAAAAGAAGCAGCCACUCGUAAAGUGAGUAGAAGUCACUAAACCAAAAAUAUCCUUCCCUCAUAAGACAAACCCUGGCACACCAGCAGCCCUGACCAAGCACCAGCACAUCCAAACUUAAAGAAAGCCCUUAUAGAUCCUCAACCAGGAACGACCUUCAGUGUAAUCCCAAGUCUCAAUACACAACAGAGAAGCCAUCCUGAAAAGAGUUUCAUGAGAAUAAAGAAUGUGGCAAAACCUUCAGACACUGGAGUGAUCUUAGACAUCAGAGAACCCUUGGGGAUAUCUUCAGUGUCAGAAGCCUUCUUUGUGAGCUCAAGUCUCACUGAACAUAAGCAAAUUCAUUUUGGACAGGAACCUUAUCUAUGUCACAAAUGUGGCAAAGCCAUUAAGUUCUCUGAUAGCCUUGCUAAACAUCAGAGAAUCCACAGUGAAGAGACAACUUAUUGGUGUAAAGAGUAUAAUACUGUAGGAUUCAUUGUGUUUCGAGUCUGGUCACCCGCCAAAGAACCCACAGUGGAAAGCACCAUUAUGAAUGUAGUGAGUGGGGGAAGGCCUUCGUUUGGAAGCCAGCACUUGAUUACCAGAAAACCCAUGCUAGAGAGAAAAUCCAUAAAUAUUAAAUGUGGGAAGGCCUUCACUUAAAAGGUCAAUCUUAUACAUUGGAAAAUCCAUACUGGAACAAAACCCUAUGUAUGUAUGACCACUGUGGGGACGCUUUCAGCGUUAGCUCAACUCUUAAAGUGUAGCAAAGAUUCCUUGUGGGGAAAAGCCCUUUAAGGGUAAAUAAUGUAGGAAAGCCUUCAGUCAAAGUUCAUAUCUUAUCAGGAAUUCCGUGGCAGUCCAGUAGGACUCCACACUUUAACUGCCCGCCCCCCCCAGAAAAAAAGAAAGAAAAAAAAAGUUCAGAUCUUAUCAAACAUCAGGGUCCACACUGGAGAGAAGCCUUACGACUGGGACAGGUGUGGGAAAAUCUUCUCUUGAACUCAUCUCUUACUAAACAUCAGAGGAUACACAACAAAAAUGAACCUCAAUAGUCAAAUAUGUGGUAGAGGUAUAACAUAGAACUUUUCAACAUCAAAUGUCACCACUAAGAAAAAAUCCAAUUGCAAAAAAUCACUUUAACUGGCAUUAUUUUAUGCAGUUAGACAAGUAUUACCAGAGAGUCUUUGUCAGGUCACUUUGGGCAAAGCUGAAUUAAAACAGAUUCCUGUGACAGAUCUCAGUGGAUGUUUAACUGUCUUUGGCACAGUUAGCUUUUCAUUUUCUACAGUAAAUGUAGAGAGAGUAGGGGGAUGUCUUUAAAACUAACCACAACCUUAGAUAAUCCAAAUAUUUAUUACAUUUAUUUUUUAUUUGGAAUUCAUGAUGCUAAUUAAAUACUUUUUCUAAGAAUGAUUUUGACAUUGAUUCCCGGGAUGCAACGGGUAUACACUUCUACCAGACUUACUCCCUUUUACUUUUUUUUCUUUUAAACAUCUUUAUUGGAGUAUAAUUGCUUUACAGUGGUGUGUUUCUGCUGUAUAACAAACUGAGUCAGCUAUACGUAUACAUAUAUCCCCUUAUCCCCUCCCUCUGUCUUCCUCCCAUCCUCCCUUCCCACCCCUCUAGGUGGUCACAAAGCACCGAGCUGAUCUCCCUGUGCUAUGCAGCUUCUUCCCACUAGCUGUCUAUUUUAUAUUUGGUGGUGUAUAUAUGUCCAUGCCACUCUCACUUCGUCCCAGCUUACCCUUCCACCUCCCUGUGUCCUCAAGUCCAUUCUCUAUGUCUGCGUCUUUAUUCCUGUCUUGACCCUAGGUUCAUCAGAACCAUUUUUUUUUAGAUUCCAUAUAUAUGUGUUAGCAUAUGAUUUUCUCUUUCUGACUUACUUCACGCUGUAUGACAGUCUCUAGGUCCAUCCACCCUACUACAAAUAAUUCAAUUUUGUUUCGUUUUAUGGCUGAGUAAUAUUCCAUCGUAUAUAUGUGCCACAUCUUCUUUAUCAAUUCAUCUGUCGAUGGACACUUAGGGUGCUUCCACGUCCUGGCUAUUGUAAGUAGCGCUGCCAUGAACACUGCGAUACAUGACUCUUUGAAUUACGGUUUUAUCAGGGUAUAUGCCCAGUAGUGGGAUUGCUGGGUCGUAUGGUAGUUCUAUUUUUAGUUUUUUAAGGAACCUCCAUACUGUUCUCCAUAGAGGCUGUAUCAAUUUACAUUCCCACCAACAGUGCAAGAGGGUUCCCUUUUCUCCACACCCCCUCCAGCAUUUAUUGUUUGCAGAUUUUCUUAUGAUGGCCAUUCUGACCCGUGUGAGGUGAUACCUCAUUGUAGUUUUGAUUUGCAUUUCUUUAAUGAUUAGUGAUCCCUUUUUAUCAUGCUAGUAUAUCUGGGAAAUGCAGCAAAUAAAUAUCUGUGUUUUGGUAAAUCAUUUCACAAAAUUUCCUAUUCUUUGUUAAAAAAAAGAAGAUGGUGAAAUGUGGGUGGGCCAUGUGUACAUGUAAUAUGCUGAACACAGACCGUAUUUACCUCAUUCAUCUUUGUGUUUCUAAUAUAUAGAAUAGUGACUGACGCAGAGAAGGCUUGUGACACAUGCUGUUGAAUGACUGCUUGAAGGGCUCUGUUUAUGGGUUGAUAUCUAUUCAGCCUGAAGAGGGAUCUCUAAUCGUUUGCUAUAGGAUCUGCCCUCUUCCCAGACCUGGUCAAGAAAUGACCUUGGGCGCUCAGUGGGGAUUGAUUACAAACUCAUUUCAUGGUGCAUCAUAAUCACUGGUCUGUGUGUGGCCUUACUUUCAAUUUUAUACAUUUAGGCUUUUAACCAGCUCCUUAUAAACAGUCUUGGUCUGAACACCUUUGGGAGUUUUUCUGGAAAACAUACGCAGGAAUGAAAUUGCUGGGUCAUAGGUUAUGCACUAUGUCAAUUUUACUAGCAGGUAAUGGUUCCCGUUCCUUGGGAACUAAGAGAUCUAUCUGGUGCCUUACAUGAUCAUGAUGUCACCUUUUCUGUGUGAGUUCCUAAGAGCAGCAGAUAUCCCAACCAGCCAGGCACCCUCUCAUCUGGUGAGGAUGGGGUGAGGUGAAUCUCCAAGGUAGGAAU
This is a messenger RNA of Physeter macrocephalus (sperm whale), 6603 nucleotides long. It is a transcript of the gene ZKSCAN8, whose product is annotated as zinc finger with KRAB and SCAN domains 8. The coding region runs from base 276 to 2012 and encodes 578 amino acids. Lineage: Eukaryota; Metazoa; Chordata; Mammalia; Artiodactyla; Physeteridae. Gene Ontology annotation, molecular function: DNA-binding transcription repressor activity, RNA polymerase II-specific. The record is from RefSeq and is a predicted model, not a curated record. Gene Ontology annotation, biological process: negative regulation of transcription by RNA polymerase II. The transcript is spliced from 11 exons.